This is a messenger RNA of Dioscorea cayenensis subsp. rotundata (Guinea yam), 3356 nucleotides long. Its product is annotated as pentatricopeptide repeat-containing protein At4g02750-like. Gene Ontology annotation, biological process: RNA modification. Gene Ontology annotation, molecular function: zinc ion binding; RNA binding; protein binding. Lineage: Eukaryota; Viridiplantae; Streptophyta; Magnoliopsida; Dioscoreales; Dioscoreaceae. The record is from RefSeq and is a predicted model, not a curated record.
UGCCUCGUGAUUGAAAUUUGAAGAAGGCCCGGCCCGCCCAUCCAUCUCCGGCCUCUUCUCUUGGGUGCUAUGGUGGCACUGGCGCCAUGGAUGAGAAACCCAAGCUUCUCUUCCAUGGUAGCUCGUCGUCUUCUCCGCUUUGUUUCUACUUCUUCUUCUCUUGCUAUUUCGCGAGAUCCAAUUGUGGACAUUCCUCAUUACAACUCCAGGAUACGAGAACUGACGCGGCUCGGCCAUGCAAUAGACGCCCGGAGACUGUUCGACGAAAUGCCCCACAGAGACAUCAUCUCCUGGAAUUUCAUGAUCUUCGGUUAUUUCCAGAACGGCAUGAUCGAUGAGGCACGAGCUCUUUUCGACUCGUUCGCGGGGAGGAAUAUCAGGACCUGGACCAUUGUCGUCUCUGGGUACGCUAAAUCUGGUCGAAUUGAAGAUGCCCGAGAAGUCUUUGAUGCAAUGCCGGAGCGGAAUUCCGUCUCUUGGAAUGCGAUGAUCAGUGGAUAUGUGCAGCAUGGUGAUUUAGCGACGGCAAGGUGGCUGUUUGAUAGAAUGCCUGAUAGGGAUGUGGCCUCGUGGAAUUCCAUGAUUACCGGAUAUUGCCACGCCCAUCGGAUGGGGAGGCCCGGGUGGCUCUUUAAAAACAUGCCAGCAAGGAAUUUGGUCUCUUGGACUGUGAUGAUUUCUGGGUACGUUCAGAUUAAUGAGUAUGAUGAAGCGUGGAGGUUUUUCCUGCAUAUGCAUCGUUGCAUGAUGAGCCUGGACCAGCCCAAUUUCACUGCCGCUAUCUCUGCUGUGGUGUGUUUGGGUAAUAUUGUACUGCUCGAGAAUCUGCGGUCCUUAGCAAUCAAGACUGGUUUUGAGGGGGACGUGGUCGUGGGCACUGCUAUACUGAAUGCUUACACAAGAGAGAGUGGAGGCCUGGAGUCUGCAGUGAGAUUCUUUGAAGGUAUGCGGGAGAGGAACGAGUAUUCUUGGUCCACUAUGAUCACAGCGUUGUCACAUGUUGGGCGGUUAGAUGAUGCUCUCUCGUUUUACCAGCGAGAUCCGUGUAAGACUAUUGUUUCUCAAACAGCAUUACUGGCAGGGUUCGCUCAGAACAACCGGAUUCAUGAGGCCAGACACAUGUUUGAACAAAUGCCUGAUCCUAAUGUGGUGUCGUGGAACGCCAUGAUUGCAGGAUAUGCUCAAAAUGGGAUGCUUGAUGAAGCGAAGAAAUUGUUUCACAGGAUGCCUAUACGUAAUGCAAUUUCAUGGGCUGCGAUGAUUGCCGCUUGUGCACAGAAUGGGGAAAGUGAAGAAGCUUUGGACCUUUUAUCAGAGCUUCAUUGGCAUGGAAUAGUUCCUACUCUCUCCAGUUUCACCAGUGGUUUCUUUGCUUGCGCUAACAUCAGAGCACUAGAGAUGGGUAGGCAACUACACUCUCUGGCUAUAAAGGCAGGAUCACAGUUCAAUGCCUAUGUCAAUAAUGGCUUGAUCACAAUGUAUGCCAAAUGCAAGAAUACGGAAGAUGUCACUCGAGUUUUUAACUGGAUGAGAACAAAAGAUAUUGUGUCUUGGAACUCUUUGAUUGCUGGCCUAUCUCAUAACUACUUGUUGGAUGAUGCUCGCACUGUUUUUAACAAGAUGCCCAUCCACGAUGUUGUCUCAUGGACUGCAAUCAUUUCUGCAUACUCGCAGGCUGGGCAAGGCAAUGAGUCUCUUGAGCUAUUUCUCAGAAUGUUGAGAGAAGGGGCAUUGCCAAACUCUUCAACCAUGACUACCCUCCUUAGCACUUGCGGCCAUGUGGGUUCAAGUAGGCUAGGUCAGCAGGCUCAUGUUCUGACCAUUAAAUUGGGCUUUGAUUUGGAUCUUUUUGUGGGCAAUGCCCUGAUUUCAAUGUAUUUCAAGUGUGGCUGCAGAGACUCCUUUUUGGUUUUUGAAAAAAUGCCUGAACGUGAUAUAAUCUCAUGGAACUCAAUGCUUGCUGGCUGUGCCCAAAAUGGCCUUGGAAGAGAAGGCAUUCAGAUCUUUGAGCAGAUGAAAGCGGAAAGAAUUUUACCAAACCAGAUCUCUUUCACGGGGCUCUUAUGUGCUUGUAGCCAUGCUGGUUUGGUUGAUGAAGGGUGGCAUUAUUUCAAUUCAAUGAGUAAGGAUUACAGAGUCAUGCCAUUGGAAGGUCACUAUGCCUGCAUGGUGGACCUUCUUGGAAGAGCAGGCCACUUGGAUGAAGCUAAAGAAUUCAUAGAAAACAUGCCCAUUGAACCAGAUUCAGUGGUGUGGGCAGCACUUCUUGGUGCGUGCAGAAUUCACCAGAAUGUAGAACUUGGCAGAAUGAUUGCAAAAAAGCUGUUUCAAAUGGAGCCACAGACUGCUGGAAAUUAUGUCUUGUUGUCAAACAUAUAUGCAUCUCGUGGCAUGUGGAACGAAGUGGAUGAGGUGAGAGAGUUGAUGAGAGCUAGAGGUGUCACAAAAUCACCAGGUUGCAGCUGGAUUCAGAUAAGGAACAAGUUGCAUUCUUUUAUCACUGGAGAUAAGCACCAUGAGCAGAUUGUUGAGAUACAUGCACUCCUGAAGGAGCUGUAUGUAAGACUGAAGUAUGCAGGUUAUGUGCCAGACACCCAAUUUGUCCUGCAUGAUGUGGAAGAGGAGCAGAAAGAGAAUGUGCUUCUCUAUCACAGUGAGAAACUUGCCGUUGCCUAUGGUCUAUUGGUAACGUCUGAUGGUACGCCACUACAGAUAAUGAAGAAUCUCCGAAUAUGCGGAGAUUGCCAUAAUUUCAUGAGGUUUAUGUCUAAAAUAACCAAGAGAGAAAUUGACAUUAGGGAUGGGAAUAGAUUCCAUCAUUUUAACGAUGGAAACUGUUCUUGUGGGGAUUACUGGUGAUGCAGACAGAGGAAAUGAGGGAAAAUCAAAAUACUUGUCAUUCCCUGAGAAUCAUUACUCUUACAAUCACUUAGCAAAGCUAUAGUUUGAUUAGGACAUCUGUGGAUGGCGCCUGCCCUUGAGAGGUUAUACAGGAAUUUGAAGGCACGAAUGUGAUUGUGGUUGGAGUCUGCUUUAGCUUCGUCUGUAGAAACAUGGUGCACAAUAUUGAACACAUACGUAUGUGUUUGUUGUUCAUUAAUCGGCAGGGUUGCUUUAAACCUGGAUGGAAUCAAGGAAUCAUCCAAAGUUAAUCUGACUCACUGGACUUAAAACGGUUUCCAAAUCCCGGAUGCUUAUAUAAUCAGUUGGAAAUUAAUUAGAGAAUCACAGAAGAGGAGAAGAUUUGUUAAUGUUGUUUUCUUUUCUGGGUCAGCAAUGAAUUUUGACAAGAGUAAGAACUUUGAAAGAUGUAGUUUAUAUGUGUUUUUGUGUAUAAUAAAAGAUGUAGUUUAUAA